AAGAAGUAGAAGUUUACAAUGGCGAUGACAGUCUGAAUUUCAAAUAAUAGCUACUUGAUUGUUUAGCAUGAUAUUGUUGGGAAUAUAGUGGCCAUAGGGUGAAGCGUGUGCAGACUUGACCGUAACUUGUCUGCAGUCCCGAAAGUUUCAGUGUAAAGGUCACGUCGUUGUUUCGUGCGAUUGAAAUAAACAAAAUCGCUCGCAGUUUCGUAUUCCCAAGUCCACGGCGAGCACUAAUGACAAAAUGGGGAAUGCCAAUUCAGAUUUGUGGACCUCUACUUAUUUAGCAAUCAAAAAUAAGCACGACCAGGCGUUUGCUGCUAUAGAACAAGCAAUAUCUCUGGAGGAGCGAGACAAGCCUCACGAAGCAUUAGAAAAGUACAAAGAAGGAAUCAGUUUGAUAGACCAAGCGCUUAACAUUCAAGUGCAAUGUCCCGAUACUCCCGACGUGACGUGGGACAAAGCGUGUCAAAUGGUGCAAAAGAUAAAGAAAACGCGGGCGGAAGUGCUGACUCGCAUCCAUUGCAUCCAAUCAUCUCCGAGCUACAAUUCAGUAUUGGAGGACCCUCCGUCUUACGAAGAGGCCAUGUCUUCGUCCGAUGAAAGUAGUCAGCCGGUAACUUACCGGGAACUGGCUCAGGCGUUGAACGACCUCAGUCUCGAUCCCAAUCUCCAUUUGCAAGAGGACGUGAUUUACACGUACCAUGGCGUCCGUCUCUACUUUAUAUCACCAAGCGGGGAAGUGUUGUCCACUCAGGAGCCCCAAAUUCUGAAAAUCUCGUUAGUGGAGGGUCAGGAACCCAAUGCUCCGCGAGCCAUACUCCAAAUCGGCGAAUGGGUGUACCCAUUGGUACCGGGCGUGUCCCCCUGUUACCGUACCGAUUACGGCGCCUUCAUUCUACCGGACGUUUAUUCGGAAGUGCCCGGAUCGUCUGUGGGUAUAAUUUUACCGUCGGAUGCGGACGAAGACGUAUUCGAUUUGCUGGAGAACAUCCUCCACGGAAUAAUUACCCAGGAAACGGAACAAGAAAUCCAGCAGGAGAAACGCAGGAGGGAGCAAACUCGCGAAGAUGUCAGCACGAAAAUCUCAAACAAACUGGUCGACGGUGCUUGGUACUUGUCCCAGGGGCUCAUAAGGGGAGCGGAGAAAGCGGGGAAUCUCAUCGACAAAAAUACGCCCAAGCUUAUUAACAGCAUCAGCCGCGUCGAAAGGGCAUCCGAGGUGAACCCUACCGUCUCCAAGGGCCUCCAAAUAGCCGAAACUGCUACCAGUAAAGCUGCCAAGGUGACGGGCUUUGUAGCGGAAAAGGUCGGGUACGCCACAGUGUGCCUUGGUCAAUAUUUGGCGCCCCACAUCCAGAAACAGGGCACCAAGCUGUUAACCAGGGGGUUCAACAUGCCGGAAGAGGAAGCGUCGGAGAAGGUGAGGGGCGUGCUGACGGUCGCCGCCGGGGCUGUGGAGGGGUUCUCGACCAUCUACAGGGGGUUGGAGACGUCCGCGGCCGUGCUGGGGCGUAGCUUGAAAGACAACACGGUAAAGGUUGUGGAACACAAGUAUGGGACUCAAGCAGCUGGGGCGACCGAAUCGGGUCUAAACGCCAUGGGCAACACGUACUGCACUUACCGUAACGCCAAAUUCAUAACUCCGAAAUCGAUGGCAAAAACUACGGGAGCUGCUAUGGUGCACGGCUAUUCGAACUCCGUUCAGGCCAAUAUGGCGUUGAGGGACCGCUUGGAGGCGGGGCCGUCCGCUUCUAAGGAGGCCGACUGCUACAAGGGCGAGAAUGAGGACACUGAUAAACGGACCAAAGAAUAAAAGUCUACUCAUAUACUUUCCGUCGCUGGGUUACUUUUUUUUCGAUCGGGUUUUUAAUGUUUUUUAUAUUGUACGUGGAGAUUGUGAGAUUGUUUUUUCAACAAAUUUUAUGCUAUAUUUGUUAUACUCAUGUAUAAGGCUUAUGGAGGUAAACUGAGCCGAGAGCUGGAGUUCCGGAAUAUAGGGUAUGGUGAAGUCAAAAUUGCUGUGAUACAACAACAUAUAGGCAUUAUAGAUACGUUAAAAUAUUCAAGUAUGUUGAUAUUAAAAAAAAGACUUUUUACACCCCCUCCCCCAUUCCAACCCAGCCAUCAUAGAAGGGGCAAAUCCUUCAAAUAUAUACAGGGUGUCCAAAAAGUUUGUUAAAAUACUAUAUCUCAUUUAUUUUGUUUUAGAAAAAAAUGUUAAAUACCAAAGUUAUAUACUAAAAGAACCAAUUUAAAAUUAUUUUCAUUGAUCGAUAAAUAUGUGCAAAACCGAACUUGUAUUUUUUCAAAUGAAACGUCCUGUAUAUUAUUGCAUUAGUAUAUCAAUAACCCAAUGUAGGGUUGUUAUGGUCUCUACCUAUGACCAUUAUUUUGUCAAAAUGCCCUGUGUUUAAUACUAUACUUGUGACCGAGAGCUCUAAUUUUAUUAAUUUAAUUUAUUAAUUAAUUAUUAUUUAUUAUUAUUAAAGGGCACAUGAGUUUCCUAUCGGGAUCUAGCUUGAAGAAUGCAUUCAUUAUUGGCUAUGCGAAGGCGACCCUC
Molecule: messenger RNA, 2563 nt
Organism: Cylas formicarius (sweet potato weevil)
Lineage: Eukaryota; Metazoa; Arthropoda; Insecta; Coleoptera; Brentidae
Product: protein spartin
Exons: 5
Coding region: 245-1816 (523 amino acids)
Biological process (GO): negative regulation of BMP signaling pathway; cell division
Cellular component (GO): plasma membrane
Source: RefSeq, a predicted model, not a curated record